Molecule: messenger RNA, 12104 nt
Organism: Anas platyrhynchos (mallard)
Lineage: Eukaryota; Metazoa; Chordata; Aves; Anseriformes; Anatidae
Gene: ANKFN1
Product: ankyrin repeat and fibronectin type III domain containing 1
Biological process (GO): regulation of establishment of bipolar cell polarity; establishment of mitotic spindle orientation
Cellular component (GO): spindle
Molecular function (GO): protein binding
Source: RefSeq, a predicted model, not a curated record
UUCACCUGAGGGAAAGUUUCUGUCCUGUCAGCUGAGGGAAAGCUUCUGUUCUAACAGCUAAGGGAGGGCUUCUCUUCACUCAUCUGAGGGAAAGCUUCUCUCCCGUCACCUGAGGGAAGGAUCCUCUCCUCUCACCUGAGAGGAAGCUUCUGUCCUGUCAGCUCAGGGCUUCUGUCCUGUCAGCUGAGAGAAAGCUUCUGUCCUGUCACAUGAGGGCGGGCUUCUCUCCAAUCACCUGAGGGAAAGCUUCUCUCACCUCAGGGAAGGCUCCUGUCCUGUCACCUGAGUGUCAGGAAGUGGAGCUGAGUUGGCAGUAUACGGCAGCAGUAUAUGCCAUCCCAGAGGAGGCUGUAAAAGCUCCGUAAGUGGGAGAUGACAGAGCCAACGCACUGCCUGUGUUAGGGGAGCAACAGAACUCCGAUAGUGAUGUAAAUUAUUGGAGCAGUGUUCAUCUAGGGAAUUGCAGACAGACAAAGCAGCUCUGAGGAAUUGCAUCCCUGUCAAAGAAACUUUGUUUCAGCUGAGGCUUGAAUAACAGCAGAAAUGAAAAGCAGAGUAAUCUGGUGAGGGGGAAAAUGAACUGCAGAAACUUAUAAGGAAGAGGUUUACUCAUUCUGCCCAGAGGCUGAACCAGCAGAGACAGCAAAGCCAAUGUGAUUCAUUAAAGGAAGACACUGGACAAUUACCACCAACUUGUUCAUAUUUUGCCUUGGAUAGCCUAAGCUGUUUGGGACUGAUUCUUGAGCAUAGUUUAUUGAUGAAAAGAAGUCUUUGGUUGAUGCUAGCUUCACCCAGGUGAAAACUAAGGAACUACUAGGUGAAAAUGACACAGCAAAUGCAUAAUUUAAGUCUCCUUCAGACUAAGAAGAACAGCAUGCCAUCUUCUCCAAAUGCUGCAAAGCGGUUGUAUCGGAACCUGUCAGAGAAGCUGAAGGGCAGUCAUACAUCCUUUGACGAAGCAUAUUUCCGAGCUCGAUCAGACCGGCUCAGUCUCCGUAAGACCUCAAUGAAUUUCCAGUGCAAUGAAGCUAUGUUUGAGGCCGUAGAACAGCAAGAUCUGGAUGCUGUUCAGAUUCUUCUUUAUCAAUACACACUGGAGGAACUGGACCUGAACACACCAAACAGUGAAGGACUAACUCCAUUGGAUAUUGCCAUUUUGACAAACAACGUCCCUAUUGCUAGGACUCUUCUACACGUUGGGGCAAAGGAAAGCCCACACUUUGUUGACAUGGAAAGCAGGUCAAUGCAUCUGAGUACAUUGGUCCAGGAAGCCCAGCAGCGAGUUACUGAAUUGUCUGCACAGGUGAUGAAUGAAGGCCUUGGUACAGACAACACAGAAAAAGAGAAGCAACUAAAAGCUUGGGAAUGGAGAUACAGGCUAUACAAGCGCAUGAAGGCAGGCUACGAGCAUGCUAGAGCCCCUGAGGCGCCAACCAAUGUCUGUCUCAUGGUAACAAGCAGUACAUCACUCACUGUCACCUUCCAAGAACCUCUGAGUGUCAACUCAGCUGUGGUGACCAAGUAUAAAGUGGAAUGGAGCUGUUCAGAAGACUUUUCUCCCUUGGUUGGUGAAAUAAUUAUGGAUAAUCUUCAGUCUUUGAGGUGCUCCAUCACAGGUCUCAAAACAGGUCAGAGGUAUUACGUUCAUGUUUCAGCAUACAACAUGAAAGGAUGGGGACCUCCACGCAAAUCUACUCCUGCAUAUGCUUCUCCUUCAAACUGGAAAGACUGCAGUGGAAGAGAACCUCGGCACAGGGGACACACUGAGGCCCUGGAACGUCUCCUUCAGCAGGUUCGAGCAGCUCAUCAGCAUUAUAAUUGCAGAGAAAAUUCCAAAUUACAAAAUGCUGGUCGCAAGCAAUCUGUCUCCAGAAGCCUGAAGCACCUGUUUCAUUCAUCGAACAAAUUUGUGAAGACUCUGAAACGGGGACUCUACUUAUCUGUUAUAUUUUUUUACAAAGACAAUUUAUUAGUAACCAAUGAAGAUCAAAUCCCAAUUGUGGAAAUUGAUGACUCUCACAGUAGUUCAAUUAUGCAGGAUUUCCUGUGGUUCACAAAGUUGUCUUGUAUGUGGGAUGACAUCAGAUGGCUGAGGCAGAAUAUGUCUAUAUCCGUGUCCUCAUCAACAACACUUCAAGCCAGGCAAAAGAUGCUUUCUGCAGCAGCACAGCUACAGAAUUUGCUGGGAACUCACAACCUAGGUAGAGUUUUUUAUGAGCCAAUCAAGGAUCGACAUGGCAACAUACUGAUAGUUACUAUAAGAGAAGUGGAGAGUCUUUAUUCAUUUUUUAAUGGCAAAUGGAUGCAGGUAUCCAAACUACAAAGCCAGAGGAAAUCCCUUUCAACUCCAGAGGAGCCAACAGCGUUAGACAUUUUGCUUAUAACAAUCCAGGACAUACUUUCCUAUCACAAACGAAGUCAGCAACGCCUUCCUCCUGGCUUGUAUCUGGGUUACCUUAAACUCUGCAGUUCUGUGGAUCAAAUCAAAGUUCUCGUGUUGCAGAAGUUGCCUAAUGUCCUGUGUCAUGUCAAAAUCCGAGACAACGGCAAUGUCUCCAAAGAUGAGUGGGAAUGGAUCCAAACACUUUCUGGCUCAGAAUCUGUGGAAAGUAUGGAUCAUACUUCAGACUGCCCUACUCAAUUGUUCUUGUAUGAGCUCCAGAUGGCAGUGAAAGCUCUCCUUAAACAGAUCAAUCUACCUCUGCAUCAGGCUAAGCACUUCCGUCUGUAUACACAGGAGGUGUUGGAACUGGGUCACAAUGUCUCCUUUCUUCUCCUGCUCCCCGCCUCAGACGACGUCUGCACUGCCCCAGGACAGAAUAAUCCUUACACCCCACACUCAGGAUUUCUUAACCUCCCUCUUCAGAUGUUUGAACUCGUUCAUUUUUGCUGUUACAAGGAAAAAUUUAUAAGCCUGUAUUGCCGCCUUUCUGCUGUCAUAGAGCUGGACUCUCUGAAAACCCAGCAAUCCCUAAGGGAAGCAAUUUCAGACAGUGAAGUCGCUGCAGCCAAACAAAGACACCAGCAAGUUAUAGACUACAUACAGCAAAUUGAUGAUAUCUGGAGGGAAAUGAGAUGGAUCACAGAAGCACUGCAGUAUGCCAGAUACAAGCAGCCAGCAGCUGGCCUACCAAUAAAGAAGCUUGUGAAUCUUUCAGAACACUCUCAAAAGAAAAUCAGUUCAACCUCUUCACAUCUAGAUUGUCUUCCUUCACCACCCCCCUCACCUGAGGCUAGAAGCCAGAGGAGAAAAGCUGUGAGUGAUUCCCAGCCCUGCUCAGAUGAAGAAGGCUGCUCUGAAGUAUUCCUUCCAACUGACAGUGACUAUGACUCCAGUGAUGCAUUAAGCCCCAGAGAAUUAGACUUGAUUUACUCCUCCUCACAUGACAUAUCCCAGCAGGCAGGCAGUGGCCUGGGUGGUAGCGCACCUGAUGUUCUACAAGUCCACGACAUGAAGCCUUGCCUAACAUUGAAAGAAGGCCUGACAGAAUGUAGUGCCUUUGAUACUAAUGCUGAACAUUGCACAGAGUAUAUGAGCAAUCUAACAGUGUCAGGGAAUACAUCAAAAAGCAUAGACAAGUCCUCUAGCUCCAAGCAGCCACUGAGCUUUUUAGGGAAAAAAAAGCUAGGGAAACAUCAACAUUACAACUACUUCAGCAGGCACCAUCGUUGGCUGCGUGUGCACAGCGAGACACAGUCUGCCUCUCUGUCUGAAGGCGUGUAUACUCAGCAUCUCAUGAGAUCUUCAGAUUUAUCUCAAGAACCUACCUCCAGUGAGCAGUUACAGAUUCCCAUUGAUGGAUCUCGGAGCGCUUUCUUACCUCAUGCAUCCAGCCUUCCAGAAGAUGGGAAAGGCAAGUAUGAGGAAUCAAGGCAGAAUGUCCAUAGUAUAUAUGUGGAACCUUAUAAAACAACACUUCAGAGUGAAGAGGACAAUCCCUGGGGAGCGAGCAUGCAAUCUGUAGAACAUAAGGAUGUGCACAAUGCUAUGCAACAGAAAAUGGAUCCAGAUGAUCAGUUGGGUUCUGCUGUCUCUGAAGUAUUCAGCAGCACACUUUAACCCCAGAUUUCUUCAUUGCUUCCCAUUGUUCCACAAGGAGAUACUGAGCAUCAUACAAAUAGGGCCAUACUUUGAAAAUCACUUGUAAAAAUCCAGCUUCUGCAAAUGGCAACUUGUGUCACUUUAAAGAAUCCUAAUCAUUUGACUUCAUCACCAGAUAUCUGGUGUUACAGCGGUAUCUGUCAUGAUGCAAGCGUUAUUAUUUGCAUUGGCAGUUUUGCAGGUAGGGUCCUGUCACCACAUAGCAGAACACUUUGUGGAUGCAAAUCUAGUAAUCAGUUUUUGCAGUUCUCUCGAUUUUCACCUAUCUCCGAGCAUGUAAAAUUUUAAGCACGAGUGGUUCUGACUGCAAUGUAGCAGACUCUGUAACAUCCUUGGUGUGCUCAUGUUAGGACUGUGUCCUAAUAUUCUAUUAACGUGUUUUCCACCAUUUCCUAUAUUUUUUUCUAUUUCUCAGCCCUCCUGAAUAUAUAUAGGUUGCAUGUAACUAAAGUGCUAACUGGUCUAGUAAUACAAUCAUCCCAGAGUUUCUAGCCAGUUACAGAGAAGUGAAAAUUCAAAAGUUAUCACUGACAUUGCAUGCACCAUCUCUGAAUGCUGCCAGAGCCUGAUAUAAUAAUUAUCACACUGUUUGAGGAGUGGGCAUUUUUUUUAUUUUUAUCUUUUUCCUCAGGAGCUCAGAUUUAAAAUAAGGUGGCAGGCUAUUUUAAAGGCUUAAAAGGCAGUCAACCUUUGAGGUCAAGAAUAGACAGAAUGAAGCUGAGCUCUGAAUGAAUAACAUGCAUGGUCUAUGUAAGAUCAAAGUGAAGGUUGGUCUUUUCUGCUGCCCACCACACAAGAGUACAUUUCUUUAUGUUGCAGGCACUCUCAGGCAGACAUUAGAAAUAAAUGUACCUACUUUUGGUCCUGAAUAUUCAGUGUGUAUUCAGGGGUAUUUGAUCACUAUGUCUGAACUUGGUAUAUUCUGGCAAUUCCAGUUAGGGAAAUUUGGGGUGCAGUUUGAAUCUAAGAUUUUUUACUUGUGCCACUGAUAAAUAUUAAUAUCAUAAGCAGGGUAGGAGAUGGUGUUUUAGUACUCCAUGUUUAUUUAGAGGCAGAUCGCAAUGAGUCACGAUUUUGUCCUUUGCAACUAGAAUAAGACUUACAGUACCACAGAAGAUGAUCUCAAAAAUGAAUGAGAACCAUAACAUUUGAGUCACUGAGAAAUGAACUAAUGUAAAGAGAAACCCCAGCUGUUGCACAAGCUUUAAUUUUUCUUAAACAGUUCUUGAAAUUUAAUUUUAUAGGCCACAUUCCUGCUGGUUAAAUUCCCUCACUCCAUGUUUGUGCAGCCUUCUACCUUUCAAUUUUUCAGCCUCCAGGUGGAUACAUUCUAAGGCCUCCAAUAAAGAGAUUUGAGUUAAAUAGUUGAGUUUACAAGUCCUUGAGGUGAAGGUAAGGAUUUGGGCCCAUGAUCUGUGGUCCUUAUUAAAAUAGCACUUCCAUAACCCCAGUGCUAUUAAAAUCCCUGUGAACUCAAUCCAUAAAUUCAAAAAUAAAUGUUAUUCACUAUUUCAUGCUUGGUCAGUAUGCAGAAGCCAAGAAGAGUCCUUGCAGUGAUAUAAGGGCAAAAACUUUCUAUAAGGGAUUUACAUGUUUAAGUUCUCUUUCUUUGGGGAGAGGGAAGUUAACUUUUUGCACCAAAACUAUUCAUUACCUGAUCCAGUUCUCAGUGAGGAUGGAAAGACUGCCGUUCACCUCCACAGGCUUUGAAUGGGACCCAUACUGAAAAUUCCUGUGGGUGAGAAGAUGGGGGGAGCAGAAGUGUCAGUGCCAACUUGCAGCUAUAAGGACACACAGUGUGCAUUUUAUGCCACAUGGAACUGCACGGGAAAAACCCAACUCACAAACCAUAGCACCAAACAGUGAUGUUUUACUGUCACUGAAGGCAGCAACAGCUUGUUACCUUAGAUUAUGUUCAUUAGCAGAGGGCUCUUUACCAGGGAGAGCCAGAGCUAUGUUGUAUUCAGAAGUCAAAAUAAUUUACGUCGUUUUCUAGUAUACAGCAUCAAGCUCAUGCUCCCCUAACCUGUUUAGCCUCUAAGAAAAACUGCCAUAUAACUGUUUCUUAAAGAAUAAAAAUAACAAUAUGCUGAGGCAAUAUGUUUUUGCAGAAAGUGAAGAGAUAAAAGAAGAUGUUCCUAAAAUGAAACCCACCUUGCUUUGCUUUGGCUCUUCAGGAAAAAAUAAAACAAAAAAUACCACCGCCACCAACAAAACAAAAACAAAAUAAAACAACAAAAAACAGUGAGGGCAAGAAGUAGUAAAAUCUACAGCAGAAGAACUGGUAUAUACUGCUGGGUAGAUAAGGAUGUAAAAAUCUGUUAUCUACUCCUGGUGCUGGGCUUUUCCAGAAGUAGUCAAGUAUCUAAUAAAGAGCUGGAUUUUUUGCUGGCAGAAAGGGCUUGACCUUAUCAUAACUUUGCCUACCUGCAAGUGCUAAGACAGAAUCUGAAUCUAGGACUGCAAAUGCCAGACACAGUCUACACCAUCUCUAUUUUAACCUUGUUAUAUGGAAGUGGUGUUUAUGUGAUGUCCAAUGAGGCAUACUUCCUUUAUUCUAUUGAGGCUCUUCCAAAGUUUUAACAGUCAAACUAGUAAAUGAUAGUUCUGGCAUUAAAUACUUUUGUCUAUAAAGUACUGAGUUAUCUUUUGAGAGAAAUAUUUGUCUUUGUUCUGAAUUGCUAUUCCUGCCUAUUCAGUGAGUCAGCGUAAAGCAGCUCCUUAAAAGAAUAGUAAUGAACACCCAGAAAUAAAUACAUGUAGACAGUAAAAAGAGAUGUCUUUCAAGCACUGUCAUAAUACUAAUCAUAAUACUUCUGUGGUUCUCUUAGGAAGAUCACUCUCAUGUUUCACAAGCAACUACAGCAAUUCAGAAGAAUCCUGUGAAAUUCAGCACUUUUAUCCCCACUUCAUAGAGGCACAGAAGGAUUCAGUGACUGCUCUGAGUAGACCUCAGAGUAAAGGCUCAAAGUAAGGAAUCAAUUUAAAAUUAAGAACCUAAACCAUUGCUUUAAUCACUAGGAAUCCUCCCUCCAACUGGAGCUAGGGUCCCUCCCUGAGGAUUCUUGCACAGACACAGGAAACACUGAGGCUCAGAGCCCAGAGCAUACUAGAAUUCUGUGAGUCAGCAAACAGCUCGUUCAAAUGAGUCUGUACCCACUUACGUCAGCUGAAGCUCAGCUGUAAAGUGGGUACUUAGGUUUUGCAAACUUCUGGAUAUGUAUCUUUCUUAUUCUUACAUCUUGGUACAGAACUUUUGUCCUGUGUUUUUCAGGCAGUUUACCUUUGCCUAGGCUGAACCCAGUCCCUCCUAAUUUCUAGGCAUGACUUGACUGGCCAGAAAAAAACAUUGUGCUUAAAUAUUAUAACCCUUCAAAAAAGCAGUAGACAUAUAUCUCCUGUGGUCUGCAACAUUCCUGUUUCUUCUGGUAGGAAGCUAGAUAUAGGUAAACAGCAAGGUUUACACUAACAAUUCUUUGUAUAUACAAAAAGGCAGACCGCUUGUGGACAGUUUGCCUGAAGGUACCUGUGGCUAAAAAGCAUUUAUUUCCCAUAGUUGCAUGUGUUUUUGCUUUGCCUUUAGAUAUUAAUAAACAAUUUGAUUUUCUAUACAAUAAGGGCACACACAGAGAAAUCUAUAAAUUAAUGCUUCAUUGCUUAAGUAUGCAUAUUUUUAAAUACAGGCAUUAAAGGGGGUGCAAAGGGAUAUAAUUUUUAUCUUGAACAUUUAUGUUUAGAGUGUUUUGGAAAGAGAUGGUGCAUCUUUACAUUUCGUGUGGUAUAAAGAAAUGCAUUAAGUUGCUGGUCAACUCUUUUAAGGUGUUCAAACACAUGGCUCAUGACUGUUACGUAAAACUUCAAUACAGCCUUAUUAACAACAAGGGUAUAGUGUAUUUGAAAAUAUGGUAUACAACUUGGAAACUUACUCUGAAUUUCUCUGAGGUGUUGAACUUUGCCAUCAGCAAAAAGUAUUUUUAGAAAAGGGGCCUUGAAUUUUCAGACAACAGAGACUUCAUCAAGGUAGGUCUCUGAUUUUUCCACUACAGCAAAACAUUAAAUAGCUAGAAUACUUUAUUUUUAAAUAUAAUUUAUCUUCUGAUUUCAUGAGGGAGAAUUCAUAAGGCUAAAUCAUGCCCAGAAGUGUGAAGCAGAGCUGUUGGACAGUAUAUUCUCUGCAAAAACUGAGAGCAACAUUCCCCAAAGUGGGCUGAAGAGUUAUACUCUGGAAAUGUGCUCAGGCCAGUAGUUUGUCCCUCGUCUGUGCAGACAAAAACUACAGGCAUCUCUUCUAAGUGUUUCCAAACUCAUUAGGAUUUUGUUAAUUUUGUUGUUGAUUUUACUGGACUUUGGAGCAGGCCCCAUAUACUUUUGGAAGCUGUGUAGAUGCUACUAGCUUGGAGCUCUUACCCAGUUUACUGUCUCUCAUACUGUGUUUUAAGGGUGUUGUAAGAGUCACGCUAGAAUAUUUUCCUCAGCCUUUUUGUAUCACAGUGUCUUGGGCAAGAUUUAGCCUUUAAACCAGUCAUCCUAUAGAAGGGUAAAGUGUUAUUAAGCUUUCUGUGACUAGUCUACAUAAAACCUCUUAUUUUGUUGAUCAAAUAAUAACAGAUUUUUAUGUUUAUUAAUUAUUAUUAUUUUUUUGACAAUUUACAUGAUCUAAAAUAAGAAAAAGUGAUUGGUGUAGCACUAACUGAUCUACUUUCAAACUGUGAAUUGUAGUAAUUUAUUAAGCAGAUGUUAAGGUAAACAUGCAGACUUUUUGUGUUUUACUUUAUAUAAAGGUCAGUUUGGGCCCAAUUCUGCUCUCAUUGGACUUCAUUCAAGGUUCUUUUGCACCAGUGUAAAUCAAGAGUAGUUCCACUGAAGCUGAGUCAGGUAUUCAUCAACUUGUAUAAAUCAGCAGAGCUCCACUCACUCACAAGGCUGGCUCAAUACCAGCCAAGGAUCUGGAUCAGUGGAGUCAUCAUAAAAACAACACAGUUACACUGGUGUAAAAAAUGAUACGUGUAAGGAAGACAAAAGGGUUUUUAUCUCAUGGAAUAUUCCCCUGGAUGUCAAAGACACUGUUGUCUGAGAAGGGCGCAGAGAGCGAGCCCACCCUGCUGCUGUGUGGUACUGGGAGAGAAACACAUAGGGCAUAACAUACUGCUACGUUUUGUGGUAGGGACCAAAUUUCUCUCCCAUAUUAUGCAAAUGAAUCCCCUACUGAAUGCAAUGGGAGUUCCAGUUAUUUCACUGAAAAAAAUGAAGACUGUUUAGGGUUAUUGGGGGCCUGAGGGAGGGCAAGAGGGGUUGUUUGUUUUUUUCCCCUCAGAGAAAAAGUAAUUUAAGUGAAAUGUGCAAGGCAGUGUUUAAUUGCUUCCUGCCUUGUUUGUACAUAGCAAUUUGGCUGUUUAUUGGUUGUCUUUGUUCAGAUUUUUAUUGUAACUUGUUGCUAUAUAUGCAACCAAGCGUAUGUUAAAGUUUAAACUUUGGUACAUAAUAAUGCACAAUUUUAUGUGCUUUAAAACUUUGUAAAUAUAUAGAUGAACAAUGUAUGCUGUGCUAACUGUGAUCUUGGGACUUGACACAACAAUAUUUUCAUGCAUAUGUACCUACAAAUGGUUUGAAAAUAGCAAAAUAUAUAUUGAGGAUGGCCAUGAGCCAAGAGUAAAUGAGUGCCGUAUGACUCAUGCUUCUUUAAUAAUUCCUGAAAGAGGCAUGUAUAGUACAUAAAAUAGACAAUAAAAAUAAUUUUCAAGACUACAAAUAUUUUUUAUAACUUCAGAUAUUAAAUACUAUUUUAGAAAAAAGAUUGGUUGGUAAAAGAAAUCUUAGGUUUAUUCAAGUGAAUCAUUGUCAUAAAAAUGUUCUUAACAGAAUUUUUUGUUUGAUCUAAUAUCAUAGAAACCUAGCUCUUUUAAGCUUUAGAAGAUCUGAAGUGCUCUUGCAUUCUUACAGCUCCUAUGAUCUACUAAAAUCAUGUACUUCAAGUCUUCUCUCUCAUUAACAAAAACAAAUGCUACUCUAUGCAUUCACAUAAUCCUAAAUACCAUGUGUACUUCUGUAUAAUCUUUAAGCUGUAUUUUUUAAAUAGGUUCUGACCAUCAUCAAGUAUCCAUGUACGUGAGCCUUACAAUCAAUGGAAAUCUGACUGUAGUUUGUGUUCUUUCUCUGAAUUCUUUUAUUUUUACUGGAAAAUAUUUUUUUUUCUAAAGCCAAGCUUUGAAAUAUGGUCUCCAAAUUUUGAUUUUGAUCUGCAUUGUCAGAAAUCUAAAUUGAAUGGGCAUGGCUUCCAGACUUUGUGGGUGAAAACAAUCUCCCAUCAAAAUCAACAGAAAUUGAAAAUCAUUUUAUAUAAAUGUAAAUGCCUUAUUACAGGAGUGAUAUCUGGGUAGUCGUAUUUGAAGCAGCAUCUUUCUAAUCUGUGUAUUAUACCUGCAGAAGAAGUUGCUGGCAUAUAAGCAUCUUCACAUCAAAGAAAUGAGCAGCAUAAAAAUCUUGCAGGCUGACAGACUGAGCCCUCUUUUUCUAAGCCUGAAGGCUCUCAUACAGGCUCUGUAGCUUUCAGCUGUCUAUUUACAAUGACAGCCAGACAGAAUCUGCUGUUUAUUUCUGGUGUGAAUCCAUGCUUUCAAGCCACAUUGUAAACAUACGGUAUUGUGGGUAUAUAUAAUCUGGUUGUAGUCGAGAAACACCCCAGAUAUUACCUACUGAGGCAACUACCUUUUAAAAGCGAAACAUGCUCUUCUGUUGUGAUUCUGUUUUUCAUAUAUUCUUAUACAAGGAAAAGAAAAGCACAGCAACAUUUCUAAUGUAGUAUAAAAUUGGGUUACUCUAUGUAAGCAAGAGAAAUAAGAACAAUCCCAUUUUGAAUGCUGCAGAGACACUGGAGGGAUUCUGCUUGGGGUAAUUGUUCACUUUGUUUCCAAGACAGAGGGGUUGCUAAAUGUAUUUUAGCUGCCAUGUUGUCUGAGCCUUUCAAUGUUUCAUGCACUGUUCUCCCUUUUGUACAGAUAAUGCCAUAACUGGAAAAAGUGACAUGCCCAAGGUCACACAAAGAGCUUGUGACAGAGCAGGGACACAAUUUUCUGGCUAGCAUCCUUACUACAGCAUCAGUCUGUUAUCCAUAGCUUGUGCAGAAGUAUAUAUGGUAAUGCAAAUGUUGAUGAAUGUUUGUGUUUCAGCCAUGACAUGCCAACUCAAUGCAAGCUUCAGAAUAACAGCAUCCUACUGGAGUAUCUGUGGAUACUUUCACACAUGGAAAAUAUCUGAACUAAAAUGCAGCCAAAGUGGAGUUAAACAACAGAGCAAAAUAAUUCUUAAAAUGUAAGAUAAAAUGUGACUGUCGGUCAUUUCUGCUUCCUUGAUUUUUAAUUUCAAAACAUUAAGAUUGUUACCACGUUUUCUAAGUUAGUACAAGAGAAAAACAAAUGUGAGCCUUUAGUCAUGUACAGUACUACUAUGAAAUUAACUACAAGAAACACCACAAGAGAAGGAUUUAUUGUGUGCAUGUACUUAAAUGACUGAUGCACUUUCGCAUGUACCAUGCAUUUUUAGGGCCAGGUUGUUCACAUGUUUUGCUUGCCCAGAGCUAAGAUUUUAUCUUUCCAUGAGAAGAUAAGUGGGUGAACAGUGCGAUUCCUACAGACCUUUAUAGCAAGUUUGCCAUGGUUUCUUGCAGACAGUGCUGUUUUAUAAUUGCCUCUGUGUUCUAUGCUGUUUUAUUGAAACGCUUUUAAACCAACUGGAAAGAAGCUAAAAAACUCUUAUAGGCAUGUUUUUGACUUGUUCUUCUGACAGCAAAAGAUAACCAUUUUGUUGUUCCAUUCAAAUGUAUUAACUUAUAUAAACUGUCAUCUCUCUGAGCGAACUAUUAAUGUAUUUUUUAAUUUUGUCUUUAAAUAAAAGUUUGGGGUUUGAUUUUUUUUUGCUUGCUUAUUUUGCAAACACACAAAAAAAAUCUUUAUUAAUAAGCUUCACCAUUUCCUUCCCCAGACCACUGUUUAAAAUCUCAAAGAAA